AAUUUUAUCGUACCGGAAAGAUCUUGUUAUUAGACGAGAUAAUGGGAUCAAAGAAUUCAUCGUUAGACAUAACUCACCAGGAAUUAAUCGAAGAGAUAAAGUACUUCCAGAUUCCGUUGCCACGUCGAGACAUUCCGACCGACCAAUAUCACGCCGAAUUGCUGGAUAAAUUCGUGGAGGCUUUGAAGGAUGGCAUCUGUGAAGCAAGAUAUGAUUUCCACAGUAUUUUUGGUGCGGAGUUUGCGCCCAUAGGUGCCAGCAAAAAAAAUUUUGUAACAGUUCCCCCCGAGGGAAAUUUCAAGAGGCUAUUUGAACCAUUCAGAUACAACGGAUAUAAGAUCAUAGAAUUGUUUGGUAAAGAUAUCGAGGAGCAUAUUAAAUCUUCGUUUACAGAUAUCACAUUUUCGAUAAUCGAAGGGGAGGUGGAAGAGAAUGAUGUUGGGUAUAAGGUGUACGUGAUCAAAAUUGAAAUUGGAGAUGAAGCCUGGGAUCAGGAUGCCAUUCUUAAUAAAUCUAACGUGGUCAUCAACACACCCAUCGGAAAGAUCGCUCAAGGAGCAAAUAUUCUUAUCAGUUGGGAACUUUCUGGCCCCACGCCGAUGCUCCUUGGUUCUCUCCGCAUCCAGAACAAGAACACGGGAGAGUCUACAAAUAUUAACGAUUCCCUCGACCUGUCGAUUCGUAGGCUCCAAUGGAGGGUGAACGUUUCUCCCGGAACUUACAUCCUGGCCAUCAACGAUGGAAGUGGGGAAAGGUUUUCUGGGGAAUUUCAGAUUGUUCAAGGAAGAACCAUUGGCGAAGGGGGUAGCAGGGACACGGGUGGUGGUGGAGGGAGUGUGAUCGCGAAAGGAAGUACGACCAUUAAUCCGGUGCGAAAUAACGUGAACACUCCGAGCGAUUCAAGACCACCGGAAAUUUCCUUCGCGAAACCGGAACGAGUUGCCCCAACUGUUACUAUUUCUGUGUAG
This is a messenger RNA of Acaulospora colombiana, 968 nucleotides long. Lineage: Eukaryota; Fungi; Glomeromycota; Glomeromycetes; Diversisporales; Acaulosporaceae. The record is from the annotation of a GenBank genome assembly.